CAGCUCUAAACCGGAUAUUACGCAGAAACCGGGGUCAGAAGUUCUCUCUUACAGCCAUCUUGGAUAUAGCAUCCCGAGUCGCAACCAUGCCUGGUGAAGCCACAGAAACGGUCCCAGUCACCGAGCAGGAGAUGCAGCAGCCUCAAGUGGAGACUGCUACACCUCCUGCCCCAGCUUCCUCCCAGCACCCUCAGGCAGCUUCUGGCCCUGCAAAGCCAAAAGGCAAAGAUGCCAAGAGUGCGCAGGGUUCCUCUGCCCCAAAGGCUGUUCCUGGCAGAAGAAAACGCUCUUCUAUGUCUGCCUCUUCCUCUUCUCCCACCUCACCAAAAUCUACUUCCUCCACCCCCCUGUCACCUGUGUCAUCUCCCCUAGCUACCACACCUGGCAGUUCUCCUGCUAAUCGCUUCACCCCAAAAGUUGUCAAGGCUGGCAAACAAGGAAAAGCUAAGAAAGGAGAGGCAUUUCAGCCUGCUCCUGCCCCUGCCGAGUGCAAGGUCACAGCAACAACUGAAAAACCAGUAGAAGCUAACCCCAAGCCAACUGUAGUUGAAGCUAAACCUGCCCCAGUUGAAACCGUCAAACCCUCACCGGCUGCUCCAAAGCCUGUUGCAGCCCCAGCUGCUUUUAAAGUUACAUCAAAGCCUGCUGUUGCAGCUCCAGUUUCAUUUUUAGAUACUAUUGCUUCUAGCCCUCCCAAAUCCGUUGAAAUUAAGACCUCAAAAGCUGCCGAUGAUGAUCUCCCCCCACUUAUCCCACCUGAGAAGCCGGUAACAAUGCCAAUACUUGUACCCCCUGUUGAGAAAGAGGGUGCUAAACUUGGUACGUCUCCUAAACCUUGUUAUGAACCACCAAAUGUAGAGGUUACUAAAGUAGCACCCAAACUCAAGGUGGAUAUUGAGCCCAAGUCUGUGCCUGUUGAGCUUGCCAAAGCAGCAGCCGCAGUAAAAUCUGCUGCUGUUGAAGUUGCUAAACCAGCUGCUGAGGCCAAACCUGCUCCUGUUAAGGCAGUUGUUGAGGCUCCUAAACCUGCUCCCGUAGAGGCUCCUAAACCUGCUCCUGUUGAGGCUCCUAAACCUGCUCCUGUUGAGGCUCCUAAACCAGCUCCCGUAGAGGCUCCUAAACCUGCUCCUGUUGAGGCCAAACCUGCUCCUGUUAAGGCUGCCAAACCAGCUGCUGAGGCCAAACCUGCCCCUCCUAAGAUUGUAAAGCCAGAGGCAGAGGUCAAGUCUGCCCCUGUUGAGGUUGUUAAGCCAGCUGCAGAACCUAAACCAGCUGUUGCUGAGGUUACCAAGCCAGCCCCUGUGAAGAGCGCUGGGCCAGUUACUGAGCCUAAAUUGGUUGAGGUUAAGGCAGCACCUGCUGAGAUUGCCGUACCUUCCAAACCAGCAGCUGAGCCCACAUCUGCCCCCGUAAAACCUGCUCCAGUUGAGCCCGCCGUUCCUGCCCCUGCUCCCCGUAAACUUACAUUUGCUGAGGCAGUUGCGACACCUGUUAAACCUAAGGUUGAGGUAAUCAGUACUCCUGAACCCGUCUCAUCACCCAAACCUGCUAAAACCCCAGCCAAGGUGGAGCCUGUGAUCAAGAACGACAAGGGAUCUGGCACAGAGUCAGACAGCGAUGACUCAGUCCCUGAAUUGGAGGAACAGGACUCUGCACAGACACAGACACAGCAAGCUCAGCUUGCAGCAGCUGCCGAAAUAGACGAGGAACCUGUCAGCAAAGCCAAACAGAGCCGCAGUGAAAAGAAGGCACGAAAGGCAAUGUCAAAGCUGGGUCUCAGGCAGGUAACAGGGGUCACCAGGGUUACCAUUCGCAAGUCAAAGAACAUCUUGUUCGUUAUUACCAAACCAGACGUCUACAAGAGCCCCGCAUCAGACACAUACAUCGUCUUCGGUGAAGCUAAGAUCGAAGAUCUGUCCCAGCAAGCCCAGCUGGCCGCCGCAGAAAAAUUCAAGGUACAGGGAGAAGCUGUAUCAAACAUCCAGGAAAACACACAGACGCCAACAGUACAGGAGGAGAGCGAAGAAGAAGAGGUUGAUGAGACCGGAGUUGAGGUCAAGGACAUUGAACUCGUCAUGUCACAAGCCAACGUGUCGCGGGCGAAGGCUGUACGCGCCCUGAAAAACAACAACAACGACAUUGUCAAUGCUAUUAUGGAGUUGACAAUGUAAUGGGACCCUGGCACUGUAGGGUUGAAGAAAGGUUGCUGAUUUAAGCUCGUUUAUACAAUUUAUACCCAAGAUGGAAAUAAAGUUGUGGCUUGAUAAAAUGAAA
This is a messenger RNA of Morone saxatilis (striped sea-bass), 2274 nucleotides long. It is a transcript of the gene naca, whose product is annotated as nascent polypeptide associated complex subunit alpha. Lineage: Eukaryota; Metazoa; Chordata; Actinopteri; Moronidae. Bases 87 to 2171 code for a protein of 694 amino acids. The record is from RefSeq and is a predicted model, not a curated record. The transcript has 9 exons. Gene Ontology annotation, cellular component: nascent polypeptide-associated complex; cytoplasm. Gene Ontology annotation, biological process: protein targeting to membrane.